UUUUCCCCAAUUCUUUUAACCGGCAGAUCACCAAUUAAAUCGGUGUGAGUGUGUGUGUGGUUUCUUCUAAUACCAUCAUAAUCAUUCAUACACAACAGCAAUGUCUCUAGUGUUCAGCAAAAAUGAUUUCAUUUCUUGCUGUGGAAGCACCAAAUUUGCAGAAGAAAUGGUCGCCGAUGGACCCUUUGCUACAUACGACGAAGCUGUUGUUGCAGCCAAGAACAUCUGGUUCAAUAGGGUUGAUGUAAAUGGUUGGCUUGAAGCAUUCGCUGCUCAUCCCCAAAUUGGACAAAAUUUAUCUUCAUCUGCUCACAACAGUUCCACAAGUGCUCAAUGGAGUAAAGGCGAGCAGUCCACUGCUCUUGCCACUGCAACCGAUUCUAGCCUACAAGAGUUAUACGAGUGGAAUUCUCGAUAUAAGCAAAAGUUUGGAUUUGUUUUCCUGAUAUGUGCAUCUGGAAGAAGUACUCCUGAAAUUCUAUCUGAGUUGAAGAGACGGUUUUCAAACAGGCCAAUUGUCGAAUUUGAGAAUGCAGCCGAAGAACAAAUGAAAAUAACUGAAUUACGUCUUCAUAAGCUUUUCUCAAAUGUAACUCAGGCUCAAUCCACUGCAAGCGGUGUCACUAAAGCAGAAGAAGGUCGGAUGAACAUUUUGGGAGGGCAUAUAACCGCUCCACCCGUAACUACACGGGUUCGCCCGCCCAUCACAACCCAUAUACUAGAUGUAGCCCGCGGCUGUCCUGCAGCCGGGAUCGAAGUCCAGUUAGAAAUGUAUAACGCCAAACAGCCCGGCCCAGUGUUUGGUGAGUCGGAUAAAGACAAGUGGAUAUUACAAGGCUCAUCAACUACGGAUAAAGACGGAAGAAGCGGUCAGCUGAUGAAAAUAGUCAAUGAUUUGAGCCCCGGUGUAUACCGUAUCAGUUUCAACACAGGCAAAUACAACCCGGAUGGCUUCUUCCCGUUUGUCUCCAUUGUGUUUAAGGUUAAAGAGUCACAAAAAAUGGAACAUUUUCAUGUUCCUUUGUUGUUGUCGCCUUUUUCGUUCUCGACCUACAGGGGCAGCUAGGUAUCCAUGGCCCGUCGGGCUGUCAUAAAUUAGACCCAAGUUUCUAUUACUAUGUUAUGCAAGUUGUGUAAGUUAUUUUGACUGCUUGUUGAAAUGCGGUGAGCCUACGGGUUAAGCCGGGCCGGACCGAACCAGAACCAAGAUAUACAAAGUAAAGGGACCAAUAAAAUGGACUGAUUAUUACCUGCCCGGUCUGGUCCCGUUUUGUCUCGCGUUUUUCGUUUUAUAUAUAAUUUGAAUUGUGGACUUUGAAUACUAUUAUAUGAAAUAGUAAUGCUUUGUGAUUA
Molecule: messenger RNA, 1353 nt
Organism: Helianthus annuus (common sunflower)
Lineage: Eukaryota; Viridiplantae; Streptophyta; Magnoliopsida; Asterales; Asteraceae
Product: uric acid degradation bifunctional protein TTL
Exons: 6
Coding region: 101-1066 (321 amino acids)
Biological process (GO): purine nucleobase metabolic process
Molecular function (GO): hydroxyisourate hydrolase activity; carboxy-lyase activity
Source: RefSeq, a predicted model, not a curated record